This is a messenger RNA of Fusarium redolens, 1631 nucleotides long. RefSeq lists its product as uncharacterized. Gene Ontology annotation, cellular component: transcription factor TFIID complex; SAGA complex; SLIK (SAGA-like) complex. Gene Ontology annotation, biological process: RNA polymerase II preinitiation complex assembly; transcription initiation at RNA polymerase II promoter. Lineage: Eukaryota; Fungi; Ascomycota; Sordariomycetes; Hypocreales; Nectriaceae. The coding region runs from base 125 to 1516 and encodes 463 amino acids. The record is from RefSeq and is a predicted model, not a curated record. Gene Ontology annotation, molecular function: transcription coactivator activity; RNA polymerase II general transcription initiation factor activity; protein heterodimerization activity. The transcript is spliced from 2 exons.
GCUUCACAUUCACGCAACUCAAUAAAUAUACCUUACACUUUCUUCGACACCAUCUCAACCCACCUGCACUGUCCUUUGAAUCGCAUCACCGAGAGUAGCGCCCUCUUGCGCAUCUAUCAGCGCCAUGGCUACCGAUACCCCCAAACUGCUCUGGAAUCCUGAUAACGUCAAGGAUGUCGCAGAGUCGGUUGGCAUCAGCUCUCUCAACGAAGAAGCGCUCAAGUGCUUGGCACAGGACGUCGAAUACCGGAUCGGCCAGGUCAUCGUGGAGUCUCUGCGCUUCAUGCGCGCCGCCCGCAGAACAACCCUUACCGUCAACGAUAUCUCCCUCGCCCUCAAGGCGCUCGACGUUGAGCCCCUCUACGGCUACGAUUCUACGCGUCCGCUACGAUACGGCGAGGCCAGUCUCGGACCUGGCCAGCCACUGUUCUACAUUGAGGAUGAGGAGGUCGAUUUUGAAAAGCUCAUCAAUGCGCCUCUGCCUAAGGUGCCGCGCGACAUGGGUUUUACAGCGCACUGGCUCGCCAUCGAAGGUGUCCAGCCUUCCAUCCCUCAGAACCCCACGACUUCCGAAUCUCGAUCGCAGGAACUUCUCCCCAAGGGACCUGGUGCGAAUCCUGCCUUGUCCGCCUUGGCAGGCAAUGACAAUGUCUCCAUGAAACCAUCUGUUAAGCACAUUGUGAGCAAGGAGCUCAUACUCUACUUUGAUAAAAUCCAGGCUGCUGUUCUCGACGACAAUCCUGACGAAGAAGUGGUGCGCCUACGGCAAGCCGCUCUUGGUUCCGUGAGAGACGACCCUGGUCUUCACCAGCUCAUCCCAUACUUCAUCACCUUCAUCAUGGACCGAGUAACACACCAUCUCGAUGACACCUUCACUCUUAGGCAGAUGAUGGAGUUGACGAAUGCCCUCAUCGAGAACAAGAGCCUUUUCUUGGAUCCCUACGCCAGCCCCCUCUCAGCGCCCGCUCUUACAUGUCUAAUGGCCAGAAAAUUGGGCACUGAUGAGGGGACAGAUGCUCUCAAGGAGCAGUAUGAUCUUCGACAGCUGGCUGCAUCUCUGGUUGGACGAAUUGCGCGCAAAUACUCGGCUUCCAAUACACUCCUACGACCCAAGUUGACGAGGACAUGCCUCAAAUACUUUCUCGACCCUACCAAACCCCCUGCGGUUCUCUACGGUGCCAUCCACGGUCUGUUGGAAGCAGGAGGUCCAGAGGCAAUCCGCGUGCUGGUUCUACGUAACCUAAAGACUUUUGAUUCUGGGAUCCUACAACCUCUGAAGGAAAAGGCAGAGGGUACAAUGGACUACGAGAUGCUGGUUCAAGGCAUAGUACAAGCUGUGGCUUCUCUGGCAGAUCAUGUCGAAUCAGACGCCAAUGGAGUCAAUGGUACAGCAAACGCUGAGACAGAGAUAUCCGAACUGAAGGACUUUAUCGGACCUAUCAUUGGGGAAAAGAUUGCCUCUUCCGGUAAUCGGAGACUGAUCAGGACAAUCCUGGAUGCUCGAUUCUUGGAUUAGAAACUUGGCAUGUAAUAUUCACGACAGGCGAAUGGCGUUUGGUUGCGAAUACCUCACGAGGUAUUGGUUAGAACAGGCUCAAGCAUUUAAGGCGCUUGUGUACAGAUAAUAAAAU